AUGGAGCAGGUCACGGAAGGGAUCGCCCCAACUAUCGGUAACCGCAGAGUAGAAACGGCUUGUCCUCGCACUGAUGGUGUUUCGUCGAAUGCACCAACUGGGUUGGCGGACAUGACCGAGAGUGGGACAGAGGCGGCACCCAAAGAGAGCCUUACCGGAACCGAGACAUCGGGUCAAAUUGGGUCAGAAAGCGUGGUGGCACCAUUAGGUGCAGCGGCGGUGUUUGUGGAGCCGCCUAAACCAGUGUCGAGACUGUUGCUGCUACCAUCCACACUGCUCACCUCCAACAAUGCCUCCACUGUACGUUCGUCUGACUCAGAAGCGGAAUCAUCUCCGUUCAGGAAUGAUGUAUAUUGUUAA
This is a messenger RNA of Dicrocoelium dendriticum, 360 nucleotides long. NCBI's taxonomy places the organism in Eukaryota, Metazoa, Platyhelminthes, Trematoda, Plagiorchiida, Dicrocoeliidae. The record is from the annotation of a GenBank genome assembly.